This is a messenger RNA of Spirometra erinaceieuropaei, 3165 nucleotides long. NCBI's taxonomy places the organism in Eukaryota, Metazoa, Platyhelminthes, Cestoda, Diphyllobothriidea, Diphyllobothriidae. The record is from the annotation of a GenBank genome assembly.
AUGGAACACCGCGUCGGCGCCGUCGUGACGAGGCUCUGUCUGACACACCGCUGGUCAGCCGGUUGGUGGUGGAACGUCGCAUCGGCAUCGCCUAGACGAGGCUCCGCCUGCUACGCCGUUGAUCAGCCGGUGGGAUGGAUCUCCGAAUUGGCACCGUCGACACGCGCCCAUCUGGUGCACCGUAGGAGACCGCAGGCUUGCGGCAAUGCCGUAAGCCAUUGGCAAAUUCGAGUCGUUCUUCCACUGCCAAAAAAACUCGUGGCCCACAGUGGAGUUCGGCCGCGCCGGCACAUCAAGCAGCCCCUAUUCAGGGGUCAGGGCACUGCUUCCUUCGGGGGGGCCUGGAAAAGCUGGCCCAAAAAUUGCUGGGGAACCACGUCGUCUGCUGGCGCACCGUGGUCGCAGACGCAAAACUCACGGUCGAAACAAUCAAAGUCGAAACAACAACAACAACCAUACUCAUUCUCCUCAUCCUACCUCUUCUACCUCUACCUCCGUCUAUUCUUCUGCCUAUUCUUCUCCUUCGUCAUCUUCUUCUCCACCUCCUUCCCAUCGCCCCACUCGUUUUCCCCAGACUGACAGGGUGAGCCCGCUCACUCUGGCAGCCUGGAAUGUUCGUUCCCUUUUAGACAAUCGAGGAGCAACCGACCGGAACGGAGGACGGCGCUAGUGGCGCGAGAACUGGCGCGCUACAAGGUGGACAUCGCCGCACUCAGCGAGACCCGAUUCUCCGAACAAGGCCAAAUGGAGGAGGUGGGUGCCGGUUACACCUUCUUCUGGAGUGGCCGACCCAGGGCAGAGCGACGAGACGCGGGCGUCGCCUUCGCCAUCCGGACCGACAUCGUGGGACGACUGCCCUGUUUGCCACAGGGCAUCAACGAUCGCCUGAUGAGCCUCCGCCUGCCUCACUGGGGAGGCAAAUUCGCCACCAUCAUCAGCGCCUACGCUCCGACGAUGACCAACCCCGACGCCGUCAGAGACAAAUUCUACGAGGAUCUGCACGCCCUCUUGGCGACUGUGUCGAAGGCGGACAAGUUGAUUGUCCUUGGUGACUUCAACGCCCGCGUCGGCACAGACCAUACUGCCUGGAGGGGAGUGCUGGGUCCCCACGGUCUCCGCGGCUCAAACGACAACGACCUGCUUCUCCUCCGCACCUGCGCAGAACACCGCCUCAUGCUGACGAACACGUUCUUCUGUCUGCCGGAGCGAGAGAAGGCCACCUGGAGGCAUCCUCGGUCGCGUCAGUGGCACCUGCUGGACUAUGUCCUCGUCCGGAGGCGAGAUCAGCGGGACGUGCUGGUGACGAAGGCGAUCGUGGGUGCUGACGGGUGGACCGACCAUCGCCUCGUCAUCUCGAAGAUGCGUAUUCGCCUACAGCCUCGCAGGAGACCAGAAGGUAAGCGACCUCCAGGUAAUCUGAAUGUUGCCUUGUUGUCUUUGCCCGCUCACCUUCUUCAUUUCAACAAUGAGCUAGCUCAACGGCUAGACAACCUUCCUAUCGCUGCCGCCGCCGCUGCCGAGAACGCCUCCGUGGAGAACCGCUGGUGUCAACUGCGUGACACAGUCCAGUCGACGGCGCUCGCCGUCCUCGGUCGCGCUCCCCGCCAACACCAGGACUGGUUCGACGACAACGACGCUGCCAUCAGAAAUCUGCUUGCCGAGAAGAACCGCCCACACAAAGCCUACGUAGAUCACCCCACUGAUACCACCAAAGCUGCCUUCUACCGCAGUCGCCGCCAACUUCAGCAACGAAUGCGCGAGAUGCAGGACGCCUGGACUGCUCGCAAAGCUGAAGAGAUCCAAGGCUACGCUGACCGCAACGAAUGGAAGAACUUCUUCUCCGCGAUCAAAGCUGUCUACGGUCCGCCGACGAAGGGCACUGCUCCUCUCCUCAGCGCCGACGGCAGCACUCUCCUGACUGAGAAGACGCAAAUCCUGCAGCGAUGGGCCGAGCACUUCCGAGGCGUCCUCAACCGCCCUUCCGUCAUCUCCGAAGCCGCCAUCGCCCGCUUGCCGCAAGUGGCGACCAACGCGGACCUCGACCUCCCGCCAUCUCUCCAGGAAACGAUUAGGGCCGUGCAGCAGCUCUCCAGCGGGAAAGCACCCGGAUCGGACGCAAUCCCUGCUGAGGUCUACAAGCACGGAGGUCCCCUACUGAUGGAUCACCUGACUGCGCUCUUCCAGGAGAUGUGGCGUCAAGGUGAAGUCCCGCAAGAUUUCAAGGACGCAACUAUCGUGCACCUAUACAAGCGCAUAGGGAAUCGCCAAGUCUGCGACAACCACCGCGGCAUCUCCCUACUGAACAUCGCCGGGAAGAUCUUCGCUCGCAUCCUGCUCAACCGCCUCAACAACCAUCUGGAACAGGGCCUUCUGCCGGAAAGCCAAUGCGGCUUCCGUCGUCAUCGUGGGACCACGGAUAUGAUCUUCGCAGCCCGCCAACUUCAGGAGAAGUGUCAGGAGAUGCGGACCCACCUGUACUCUACCUUCGUGGACCUGACCAAAGCCUUCGACACGGUGAAUCGUGAAGGACUGUGGAAGAUUAUGCAGAAAUUUGGCUGUCCGGCGCAAUUCACUCAGAUGGUGCGUCAGCUGCACGACGGUAUGAUGGCGCGAGUCACGGACAACGGAGCUCUCUCAGAGGCAUUCGCAGUGAUCAACGGAGUGAAGCAGGGCUGUGUGCUGGCGCCUACCCUCUUCAGUCUCAUGUUCUCUGCCAUGCUGAUGGACGCCUACCGCGACGAACGCCCUGGAAUCCGCAUCGCCUAUAGAACGGACGGUCAUCUCCUGAAUCGCCGGCGCAUGAACAUCCAAUCGCGUGUAUCCACAGCCACCGUGCACGAACUUCUCUUCGCCGACGACUGCGCCCUGAACACCACCUCGAAAGAGGAGAUGCAACGGAGCAUGGACCUAUUCUCCGCCGCCUGCGAGAACUUUGGGCUGGUUAUCAACACGCAGAAGACGGUGGUGAUGCAUCAGCCGCCUCCCAGCUCAGCCACAGCCCCCAACGCGCCGCAAAUCAACGUGAAUGGGACUCAACUGCAAGUGGUAGAGAACUUCCCGUACCUGGGCAGCACGCUCUCCCGCAACACCAAGAUCGACGACGAAGUCGCCAACAGGAUCUCGAAAGCCAGUCAAGCCUUCGGUCGCCUCCGAAGCACGGUUUAG